This is a messenger RNA of Amyelois transitella, 2965 nucleotides long. RefSeq lists its product as uncharacterized. Gene Ontology annotation, molecular function: catalytic activity. The transcript has a single exon. The record is from RefSeq and is a predicted model, not a curated record. The coding region runs from base 69 to 2876 and encodes 935 amino acids. NCBI's taxonomy places the organism in Eukaryota, Metazoa, Arthropoda, Insecta, Lepidoptera, Pyralidae.
GCGUUUUGUGCAGUUUAUGUAUCGAACAAAAUCCGAUAAUAAAGUUAAAGUUAAUUAGUUGGUACUUUAUGGAUAUUAAGAAAACUAAAUUUAGUACAUUUUCUAGUUUUAAUUGUCAAUCUCUUAAGAGAUCGAUCGAUUGCGUUAGGCGAGUAUGUAAGCAAUCUGAUAUUGUUAGCCUUCAGGAGACCUGGCUCCUACCCCAUGAUAUUAACUUAUUGGGCACUGUAUGUGAUGAGUUUGAGUACACGGGCAAAUCUGCGGUAGAUACUUCCGCGGGUUUGUUAGUGGGUAGACCGUACGGGGGGGUAGCCAUAUUAUGGAGGAAGGGUUUAUUUGACUCUGUGAAUGUGUUGGAAUGUGAUAGCAAUAGACUAGCCGCUAUACGAGCCACUAUGGGGAAUCGUACGAUUAUUGUAAUAUCUGUAUACAUGCCAACGGAUUCGAUUGACAACCUACCUUUGUUUACGGAAGUUCUGGGAGAAAUUAGUGCAAUCGAGGAUGCGAAUAACGCUGAAUGUAUAUAUUUGUUAGGAGAUUUUAAUGCACAUAUAUGUGAACUAUUUUAUAGGGAGUUGUGUAGUUUUUCUGCUGACCGAUCAUGGAUUUGUGCGGACGUGGAAAAACUGGGAAUAGAUUCAAAUAGUUACACAUUUGUGAGUCAGGUACAUGGUUGUAAAAGAUGGUUAGACCAUUUUGUCGUGUCUCAAUCUGCUUAUCAAUCAGUAGUAGAUAUACGCAUAGAGGAAGGGGUAUAUAUGUCGGACCAUUUUCCCAUUUUUAUGACCUGUAAUCUUGAGAUAGUGAGGCAAAAGCUGAUUAAGCAUGACUUACCCUGUGGCAAAAUAACAUGGGGAGAUAGAAAGGAGUCUGAAAUUAGUACCUACCAACAUGCUUGUAAUGCGUCGCUUCGUGAUAUACAAUUCCCGGAAGAGUUCGUGGAGUGUAGUUUUGGUUUUUGUAGUCAAGCCGAUCAUUGUAAGAUUUUAGAUAAUCUAUACGAAAAAAUUGUAUGUACGCUCGGGGAUGCAGCCGCAAAAGCCAAAACUCCUACGCAGAAUCAAAUAAAGAGGGGUAAGGUUCUGUGUGGGUGGAAUAAACACGUACAGGAUGCUCAUCAUGAGGCCAGGCUCAAGUUUGAAGUAUGGGUACAGCACAAUAGACCGACUUUAGGACCAGUUUAUGAGCAAAUGUGUGAAGCACGAAAGAUUUUUAAAAGUAGAUUGAAUUGGUGUCAAAAAAACCAAGAAAAAAUCAAAAUGGAUCUUUUAGCCUCACAAAGAGCUUCGAAUAAUUUUAGGGACUUCUGGAAGGCUACAGCUAGGUUAAACGUAGGGCCUGGCCGCCCGGCGAGUGUCGACGGCAAGAGCGAUUCAGUCGAGAUUGCCAGUAUGUUUAGGGAGCAUUUUAGAGUCUCGUCAUCAGUUGGUCAUGCUCUUAAUAUGUGUAAAAAGGAGUCUAUCCUUCAGUUACAUUUUUCAGCUGCCGAAGUAAAACAGGCAAUUGGGGGAAUGAAAGGGGGUAAGUCGCCCGGCCAUGAUGGACUAAGUGUCGAACAUCUGAGGCACGCAGGUGUACACCUGCCGAGAGUCCUGUCCAUGUUCUUCUCGUUGUGCAUAAGUCACUCUUAUUUGCCACCUGACUUGAUGAAGACAAUUGUGGUGCCCAUCGUGAAGAACAGGACAGGGGAUAUCUCUGAUAAAAAUAACUACCGGCCGAUUUCCCUUGCAACUAUAAUUGCUAAGGUACUGGAUGGUGUUCUUGACUCGCGAUUGGAGCAAUACUUAAACCUUCAUGACGCGCAAUUUGGGUUUAGACCGCACCUGUCAACGGAGAGUGCAAUUACUGUGCUCAAGAAUACUAUUCAAUACUAUACAAGUCGCAAAACACCGGUACAUGGUUGUUUUCUGGAUUUUUCCAGAGCCUUCGACCGAGUGUCGUAUGAGGUACUGUGGAGGAAGCUAGAGGCCAGAAAUGUGCCGGCUGAGAUAUGUAAUAUAUUUAAGUUUUGGUACCAAAACCAAAUAAAUGUGGUAAAAUGGUCCGACGGCAUUUCAGAUGCGUACAGGUUGGAGUGCGGGGUGAGACAGGGGGGCAUUACAUCUCCCAAGCUCUUCAACCUGUAUGUAAAUGAUCUCAUAGUGGGACUUAGCAGUAUGAGGGUAGGCUGUAGUAUAGACGGUGUCGUCAUAAAUAAUAUAAGCUAUGCCGACGACAUGGUGCUGUUGGGUCCGACUACGAAAUCAAUAAAUGAGAUGUUGAGGGUAUGUGAAAGUUUCGCGGCCGAGCACGGGCUUGUUUACAAUGUGGAAAAGUGUGUAUGCAUGGUCUUUGGGGUCGUUGGAAAGUGUCCCAGAAAUACACCUCCUAUGUUUCUAUCUGGAAAGGAACUAAAAAUAGUAAAAACUUUUAAGUAUCUGGGCCAUGUACUUGCCGACGACCUUAAAGAUGAUGACGACAUAGAAAGGGAGCGGAGAGCGUUGGCGGUCAGAGGUAACAUGCUGGCCCGGAGAUUCGCCCGCUGUAGUGACCAGGUUAAAAUAACCUUAUUUAAAGCUUUUUGCCAGGGCUUCUACACGGGUGGUCUGUGGGUCCGCGGCACCAAAAGGUCGCUGGAUGCUCUCCGUAUCCAGUACAAUAAUAUUUUUAGAAUGUUAUUGCGACUCCCCAAGUUCUGUAGCGCCUCUGAAAUGUUUGCUCAAACAAGAACAGACGGGUUUCACGCUGUUAUUAGAAAAAAAAUGGCGUCUUUGAUAAGGAGGAUAAGGUCGAGUGGCAAUACCAUUCUAAGAACUGUGGCAGACAGAUACGACUCGCCUAUAAUAAGGCAUCUUGUGCGGGGUACCAUGCCGGUGGCCCUACAUGGUCAACUUUAAAGAUUCUAGUAGAAUUAAGUACUAACCCUUUUAUGUUAUUUUAUAUUAUUUUGCAGAUUUAUAAUUUUAUGUAUUACUAACAAACUGGA